This is a messenger RNA of Tetrahymena thermophila SB210, 1752 nucleotides long. RefSeq names its product leishmanolysin peptidase. Lineage: Eukaryota; Ciliophora; Oligohymenophorea; Hymenostomatida; Tetrahymenidae. The record is from RefSeq and is a predicted model, not a curated record. The transcript is spliced from 12 exons.
AUGUCAGAAACUUAAUCUAUGAAACUCCCUCAAAUCCAUCAAAAAAAUUAAACUAUUAGCUUCUAGGUUUAGAUUGUGAAUGAUUCAAAUGAUAAUUCUGUUAACUAGAAUCAAAAGCAACUAAAUAUGUCUAAAUCUCUAACGUCUCCUUUCAAGAUACCUACUGACGAGGAGAUAUUUUAAUUUUAUGAGAUAGAGAAGCAAAAAAAGAAUGAAAGUAGAAAUCAAAUUAUCAAUAGCAAAAUUUGGGAAAAGAAAACAUUUAGCUAAAAAAGAUCUUUAAAGCAUUUCAAGGACAUCUAACCAGAAACUUUAGAUAAUUAUAGGGGCAAAAACUGCUUUAAGGAUAACUAAAAAAAACUGAUACAAGAAGCAUUAAAUGUAGCUAAGGAACGAUAAAAUUAAGAUAAAGGUAAUUUUAAGAAUGAAAGUUUAAACGAAAUUCUAAACUAGCGCAAAGAAAUGUUUUUAGUUACAAUGUCUCAUGAUAUUAUAGCUAAUGAGAUUAAUAGAAUAAAAAAGUUAUCAGAAGACAGAGAAUAAGCUUUAAUCAGUAGUGAAAAAAUGUUGAAAUAAGAUUAUGAAAAUUUUUAGAAGUACUUAGACUAAAAUAAACAACAAAGAAUAGAUGCUGAAUAAAGAGCUGAAGCUCUUAAUAAGUAAAGAAGGCAAAAGGAAGUUAUGAUAAAAGAAAUUAAUUUAAAACUCACUACUAUAAGAGCAGAAAAAUCAAGAAAUGAAGAAAUACUUGCAGGUUACAAGGAGCACAAAGAAUUUUUAGAUAAGUUAGCUCCUAAGGAUUGGGAAGAAGAAAAGUAAAGAAAAAAAAUUUAGUUAGUAGAUAAAUUAAAGUUAGAAUUUAUAGAGAAGCAACAAGACAGUUUGAACGAAAGAAAUAAUAAAGGAAGUAAAUAGAAGAAAGAUAGUGGUUUCUCAUAAACAAAUACUUUGGAGAAAAAAUAAUUGUAGAUUUAAAAAAUAGAAAAUUAAUUUUAUUCCUUAGUAGAAAAAGAUGAGCUAUCAGAUUUAGAAGAUUUUGAAGAUAAUUAUCCUAUGUACUUCUAAAACCCACAGCAAUUAUAAGACGUUUUUAAUUCAUUGGAGGAAAAAAACCUCUUUUUAAUUUAGAUGAAGCAAGAAGACGAAUAGAAUCUUGAAGAAUUAAAGCAUAAAUUCAAGCAAGAGAAAUAACUACUAAAUGCAAAAGCUAGGAAUUUAUAAAUUUAAAAAGACCUGCUCAAAAAAUAAGUUGAAGAAAUUUCAACCGGUAUGAAAAGCAUAAAGCAAAAGACCGAAGACUUAUAGAAUAAGAGUGAGGAUAAAUACGAAAAGCUAUUCAGAGCUUUAAUUGUUGAUUUAUAUAAUACUUUUAAAGAAGAAAUAAAUCUACAUGAUCCAGAAUCUUAGUCAACUCUAUUUCUUUUAUCACAAAUAGAAAUCCUGUUUGAAAAAUAAUUUAAAGAAAUUAAACUGUGUCCAAUUAAAUUAGUAGAAGAAAAGAGAAAAAAAGCUGAGAAAGAUAGAAAAUAAUCAUAAAGAGAUGCACAAAAUAAGAAAAAAGAAGAUGAAGUUCUACGUAGAAAUGAAAAAAACAGGAUAAAAAUGGAAUAGCCUUCAAAGAAGAAAAUUGGUAGAAUAGACAUGAUAAGAAGUGCUCCCUUCAUUAAAAUAGUAAAUAAGGAAUAAACAACAUAAGAUAACUAAGAAGACGAAGAUAUGAAGUAUUUCAGAGAAGAUUAUAGAUUAUUUUGA